Geodia barretti is the source of this 4757-nucleotide messenger RNA. Lineage: Eukaryota; Metazoa; Porifera; Demospongiae; Tetractinellida; Geodiidae. The record is from the annotation of a GenBank genome assembly.
GAUCUCGUAUACAAACAGCGUAACGACGGAGGAGGACGUUGUUUGCGGCUAGCUGCAGCGGAGCUAUUUGGAGCUGCUGCUGGCGCGUGGGGAGCUAGGGGAUGGCUAACACUGGUUCAGCGAGACCCGCGAGGGUGCUGCAACUGCAGCGGAACGGGUGCUGGGACUCGAAACUCUUCAAACUGAAAACUGGUUUUACUCUGCGAUUCACCCUCGCUCCGUGUCUGUAUGCCAAGCAUGUGGUACUCAAGACAGACUACCCAGCACCAGGGACGCUAUACAAGAGAAACUCCCUGUGUACCCUCCCGUGGAACUACUCCACCAAAGAGCCACGCUGGGACCCAGACAGGUUCGUCGAGUUGGAGCUGGAUCUCGCCGGACCGUACCGGUUCGUCUACGAGACCGGAAACACGGCGAGUCUCGAGGACGGCGUGCAGGGAAGCGGAUAUUUUGUAGUCGAUCCCGAGCUAAGCUACUGCCCCGAUGGCCUAGCCUGCCAGACCUACGUCACGAAGCUUCUCGGACCGCUAUCUGAAUGGAAACAGCGACUGCGGACUGCUGUCGAGUGCGGGUACAAUAUGGUCCACCUCACACCCAUCCAACAACUGGGGAGCUCUCGUUCGGCCUACUCCAUAUCUAACCAGCUCAGAAUCGACUCCUCCUACCUCACUCCCGGCUACUCUAGCUGGGAGAAGACGGUCAGCUACAGAAACAGCGAGGGGAAAUCGAAAGAGCUCAAAGUCGAUCAGAGCUACGUCGAGGUCCGGCAGAUUGUCAAAGACAUGCACAAAAACUGGGGUCUGCUUGCGAUGGUGGACGUAGUUUGGAACCACACGUCGUUCGACACGCCCUGGCUCCUACAGCACCCCGAGGCUGGCUACAACCUCGUAAACUCGCCUCACCUCCGCCCGGCGUACGCACUCGACGUCGCGCUCGUCAAUUUCUCUUGCGAGAUUGCCGACGGGAAAUGGAUCAACCAGGGGAUCGCCCCCGAGAUCACACAGGAGGGGCACAUCCAUAACAUCUGUUUCCAACUCCUCAAUCACGUUCUGCCACGAGAGAGGCUCUGGGAGUAUUUCUGCGUCGAUGUCGAUGCGGUCGUGAGCGAGUUUCGAUCGACCGUCUACCGCCUGAACGGCGGGCAGCACCUGCGUCCCGAGGGUCGCUGGCUGGAGGUGACACAGGACAAACAGUACCGGAGACUCGGAGUGGGUGUGGACAUUGAUCUGACCCUCGAACUCUUCAACAUAGAGUGGCCUGGAGCGAUGUGUUUCGAGGAGAGGAUCGAGCGAUGCUGUGCCGACCUUCGCGGGGAGCUGACGGCCAUCAACCGCCGGGCAGAGGAGCACGUGAGGUCCCAGCUGCAGAAGGCCGUGAACAACGCGGCCGCCCACAUCAGAUACGAGUUUCUGGAGUCUCACGGUCCGCAGAGAAGAACCGUCACUCAUGAUCAUCCGCUGGUCCCGCGUUAUUUCACGGUGCUGGGAGGAAGGCAGGACCUGCGUGGUGCAGAGCUGGAGUCGACACGAGGAGAGUACGUCCUCGCUCACAACGGCUGGGUCAUGAACGCCGACCCUCUCGUCAACUUUGCUAAUGAAGGAAGCCAGGUAUACUUCCAGAGGGAGCUGAUAGUGUGGGGAGACUCUGUAAAGCUGAGGUACGGAGACAGUCCGGCCGACUCUCCAUGGCUCUGGGACCACAUGAAGAAAUAUACACAGGCGAUGGCGUGGAUCUUCGACGGGUUCCGACUGGACAAUUGCCACAACACGCCAGUGGGCGUGGCCGAGGCGCUCCUGGACUCCGCCCGGGAGGUGAACCCCCAGUUGUACCUGGUGGCCGAACUGUUCACCAGCUCCGAGGAAAAAGACAACUACUUCGUCAAUAGACUCGGAAUUAACUCUCUCAUUAGAGAGGCUCUGAGUGCCCACAAUGCCAGAGAAGAGGGGAGACUGGUCUACAAGUAUGGCGGAGACCCAGUUGCCAGCUUCCUUCCCCACCCAACACAGACGGUCCUCAAACCCUCGGUGGCCCACGCCAUGUUCAUGGACGCCACUCACGACAACGACCCUGGGCUCAUCGGACAGAGGAGCGUGUACGACAUUCUGCCAAACUCGGCUCUAGUCGGGAUUGCCUCGUGUGCCAGCGGCUCCUGUGCCGGCUACGAUCAACUGGUCCCUCACAUGAUAGGAGUGGUAAAGGAAACGAGGCAGUACCCCAAGUGGACAGGGAGUGGCGGGAAGGAAGGAGAGGUGGGUCUGGAUUCUGGGAUAAUGGCCGCUCAACUGGAGCUCAACAAACUGCACAAGUCGCUGGCCGACGAGGGCUUCAAUCAGGUGUAUGUGGACCAAGUGACGGAGGAGAUAGUAGCCGUGACGCGCCACUCCCCCUCCACUCACCAGUCAGUCAUCCUCAUGGCCCACACGGCCUUCUCCCCCCCACAAUCCUGGGCCGUCCCCACCGUAUCUCGCCCCGACACCAAUUUCACCCACGUUCCUCCGCUCACCGUCCCCGGGCGGGUCUCCGAGAUUGUUCUAGAAGCACGGCUACUGAAGAAGGACGGCGAGGGCGAAGGGGCGGAGUUUCAAAAGUCGGAGAGAGUGAUAAAUGGGAUGGUUGACCACGCAGUUGACAUGAGGAAGAACAUCUCGCUGGGCGAGUCUCGGAUGUGUCGCCUGGCGGGGGAGGAGGGAGGGAGCACCCAGGAGGUCGUGUUUACUGACUUCUGUCCCGGCAGCAUCAUCGUCUUCAGGGUGUCUCUUGUUCCGUCCACCUGCAAGGCCAUCUGUCUCCUCCGCUCCUUCCUCGACCGAGAAACCACGGCCCAGGUGGGCACUAAAUGGAGACAGGAGCUCGCCGCUGCAGUCGGGGACCUAGACCUACUGGACCUGAACUACGCACUCUACCGCUGCGACCAGGAAGAACGCGACGACGGACAUGGGGGCGGAGCCUACGUUGUACCCGGAGCGGGCGCCUUUGUCUACUGCGGAUUGGAGGGGAUCAUGUCGAUGAUGAAGGCUGUCAGGGAUAAUAACGACCUGGGACAUCCCCUCUGUGAUAAUCUCCGCUCUGGGGACUGGCUGGCUGGGUACAGUGUCAAUAGACUUCGUCUCAGGGCUGGCACUAAGAAGCUGGCGGAGUUGCUGGAGUGUGUGUUCUCAGAGCUGUCCAAGAUCCCUCGCUACCUCAUUCCCUGCUACUUUGAGGCCAUCGUGUCUCACCUGCACUACCUCCUGAGGACUCGGGCUGUCAACCGCAUGAGCAGUUUCGUGCGUGAUGGGCCCUCCACGGUCCAAGCCCUGGCUCUGGGUUCGGUCCAGCUCUACGGAGACUGCCACUCGGCCCACCUCCCCCCCUCCCUCCCCGACGAGGAGCCGCGUGCCAGCUUGGCCGCAGGUCUCCCUCAUUUCAGCACUGGGUUCAUGAGGUGCUGGGGUCGCGACACGUUCAUCGCCCUGCGAGGUCUCUUUCUCGUCACCGGCAGGUUCAGGGAGGCCCUGGACCACAUCUUGUCAUUUGCUGCCUGCGUGCGUCACGGUCUCAUUCCCAAUCUCCUGAGCGGCGGAACCAAUCCUCGCUACAACUGUCGCGACGCUCCGUGGUGGUGGCUCCAGAGUCUCCAGGACUACUGGAAGAUGGCCCCCGACGGGAAGAAUGUUCUCCAGCUGGAGGUGAGGAAGAUAUUCCAGUCAAACGAAAGCCAGGCAGACUUUGGGAGCCAGCAGGUCGUGGUCCUCGCCGAGGUCGUCCAGGAUAUUCUACAGAGACACGCCCGGGGCAUCGCCUUCAGGGAGAGAGGGGCGGGGCCAAACUUGGACCGCGACAUGACUCCGCCCGGGUUCAACGUGGAGGUGGGCGUGGACGAAGGGACGGGGUUCGUGUACGGAGGCAGCGUCCAUAACUGUGGGACGUGGAUGGACAAGGUUGGGGAGUCCACCUGGGCAGGAAAUAAGGGGGCCCCUGCCACUCCGAGAAAUGGGUCGGCGGUAGAGCUAGUGGGUCUCUCCUACUCGGCCAUACAGUGGCUCCACCAACUCUCUCAGCUGGGACAGUUCCCUUACUCUCGGGUCAACCUACCUUCAGACGACCCCCACAGCAGGAGAACACUGACCUACUCCAAAUGGGCGUCACUCAUCAAAGAAAGCUUCGAGCACCAUUUCUGGGUCCCGCUGGACAGAAACUUGGCCAGUCAGAAGGAGGGCACGCAGGCCAGCUACCUCCAUCGCACCGGAAUGUACAAGGACUGCGUGGGCUCUACCCAGCGCUACGCCAACUACCAGUUGAGGCCGAAUUUCCCCAUCGCGAUGGUCGUCGCUCCGGAGCUGUUCUCGCCGGAGAAUGCCUGGACGGCACUGCAGACGGCAGAGGAGUUGUUGCUGGGACCGCUGGGAAUGAGGACCCUCGACCCCGGGGACUAUGUGUACAACGGCUACUACAUUAACUCGGUGGACUCUGGGAACUACAACACUGCCAAAGGUUUCAACUACCACCAAGGCCCCGAGUGGCUGUGGGUGGUGGGAUACUUCCUCCGCGCACGGCUCCAGUUUGCCCACCGAAAUGGAGUCAAAGUCGCGGAUAACCUCUCCCUCAUUCACUCGGUCCUCAGCACCCACGCCCAGGCGCUCCAGGACUCCCCGUGGAAGGGACUCCCCGAACUCACCAACAAGGACGGGACAGAGUGCGUGGAUAGCUGUCCCGUGCAGGCCUGGUCCAUGGCCACCAUUCUAGACGUUCUUCAUGAUCUCAAGCAGUAUAGCUGA